GUCAGGUGGGGAGGGAGAAGAAAGGAGCGUAGGGAAAAGGAGCAAAAGGCAAACAACGGAAACGGAGAACGGCGGAGCAAUUGCCUGAAUUUAAAUUAAACAAGAAUAUAGUUGCUGAGAGAAAAGAAGAAACCAAGAUGAUAACGCCCUACUUCCUAGAGAAUUUCUGGGGCGAAAAAAACAAUGGAUUUGAUGUUCUCUACCAUAACAUGAAACAUGGCCAAAUCUCCUCCAAGGAACUUACUGAUUUCAUCAGAGAAAGGGCUACCAUAGAAGAGGUCUAUGCCAGGUCAAUGACCAAACUUGCCAAGUCAGCUGGCAACUUCUCUCAGCUUGGGACAUUUGCCCCGGUGUGGGAUGUGUUUAAGAUGUCCACAGAGAAGCUGGCCAGCUGCCACCUGGAGCUAGUGAGGAAGCUACAGGAGCUUAUCAAAGAUGUGCAGAAGUAUGUGGACGACCAGGCCAAGGUCCACAAAAAGACGAAGGAGGAGGUGGCAUCCACUAAUGGGGCAGUACAGACCAUCCAGACAACCGGGGUGGCCUUACAGAAGUCCAAGGAGAACUACAACGCCAAAACUGUGGAUCAGGAGAGACUCCGCAAGGAGGGAGCCACACAGAGAGAAGUGGACAAGGCGGGAGUGAAGGCCAAGAAAGCCACAGAAGCCUACAAGGGCCUUGUGGAGAAAUACGCCACAGCCAAGUCCGAGUUUGAACAGAAGAUGGCUGAAACUGCGCAGAAAUUUCAGAACAUCGAGGAGAGCCACAUCGUUCACAUGAAGGACAUCAUUCAGUCGUACGCACAAUCUGUUGACGAGACACACGUUCAGAUCGGAGAGGUCCAUACAGAGUUUUUGAGGAACAUGGAGAACACCUCUGUGGAGGGCUUGAUACAGAAACUGUCUGAAAGUAAAGGAACGGGCAAAGAGAGACCAGGUCCUAUUGAGUUUGAGGAGUGCAACACUGCCAUCGCCACUGAAGGAGCCAAACCCAGAAAGAGAAAAACAUAUGCGUUCCCUGGCCGCCGGAAAGACAACAAGGACACAGACUCCACGGAGUCGACAGAAGUUGAAGCUGCUAAUAAUGCCAACGGAGCUCCUCCUGGGUACUAUGGCACCAUAGACUUCCAGAACGCUAAUGUCCCCACGGUUGACGAAGAUGGCUUCUGUAUCAGACCGGAAGACCGCAACGAAAAUGAUGCCAAAGAGAACUCGUUCUAUUCAUCGAGUGACUCGGAGGACGAGGAUGAACCCAGGAAGUUCCGCGUGGAGAUCAAGCCGGUGGCGCCCAACAACGGGACGCACCAGAGCCGAGCCACCAUCGACGAACUCAAGGCCUCCAUCGGAAACAUCAGCCUGUCGCCACCAACCACGGGUCAGAUGCGAAGGAAUCAAUCCAGGCUUUUAGGAGUGUAUUCCACCCCAGGGUUAGGCUCUCAGAUGCCAGGCGAUGAGUUGGGAAAGACCAGGAUUCCAGUGUCUUUCAACGACAGUAGGCCUGCUUUCAAUAAUGACCUUCUCUCUCUGGAUCCUUUCGGCCCGACCCUGGGAGGCUCCUCCUCAUCGACAGUCCCUGCCCUGGCCAGACCCAAUACUCCUCUAGCUGGAGCCCUGGUGCCUCCUCCACGACCCUCCUCCAGACCCAAACUACCCACAGGAAAACUCACAGGAAUCACUGAAAUUGUGCGGCCGUUCAGCCCGCCAAAGACGUUGUCCAACGCCAGUCUUCCUCUGGCUGCUCCCCUCGCCCGGGCAGAGAGCUCCUCCUCCCUGUCCUCCACCGCCUCUCUCAGUGCCUCCAACACACCCACCGUGGGGUCUGAGCAUACCUUUCGUCUCUCCCGCUCCUCUCCGGAACCAGAGUUCCUCCUUUCUCCCUCUCCUCUGUUUCUCCUCAGCCAAAAGGAUGAUGGUUUCAUUGGGAAGCUGCCCACCUUUGAGAAGCGCUGUGAAACGCCUGCAGGGACAUCUCGCGGUCCCAGCCCGGUGACCCUGGCAUCCCAGGAUGCCUUGCCCAUCGCUGUGGCCUUCACAGAGUCUGUUAAUGCCUACUUCAAAGGAGCUGAUCCCACUAAGUGCAUAGUAAAGAUCACUGGUGACAUGACCCUGUCCUUCCCCAUGGGUAUCAUCAAGGUGUUCACCAGUAACCCCUCCCCUGCCGUGCUCACCUUCAAACUGAAGAACACGUCCAAACUGGAGCAGAUCCUCCCCAAUCAGACACUACUGUUCAGUGAUCCCUCGCAAAGUGACACUAAUACCAAGGACUUUUGGUUCAACAUGCAAGCUCUCACAUCCUACCUCAGGAAAGCAUCAGAGCAGAACCCUGCUGCAUCCUACUACAAUGUGGACAUCCUCAAAUACCAGGUGUCCUCUAAUGGGAUCCAGUCCACCCCUCUGAACCUGGCAGUGUACUGGAAGUGUACCCCUACCACUACUGACCUGAGGCUGGACUACCGUUACAACCCAGAGUCCAUGCUCUGCCCCGGCCCUCUUUCCAACGUACAGGUCCUAGUGCCUGUAGACGGAGAGGUCAUCAACAUGCAGUCCCUGCCCAAUGCUGUCUGGAACUCAGAGCUGAAUAAGUCUCUAUGGAAGCUGAGUGAUAUCUCAGAGAAGUCUGAUAAUGAAGGCUCGGGGUCUCUGAGGGCUAAGUUUGAGCUGUCGGACGGCCCUUCCACCCCAACCACCCUGGCUGUGCAGUUUAUGAGCGAGGGGAGCACCCUGUCAGGGGUGGACAUGGAGCUGUUGGGAGCCGGGUACAGACUGUCCCUCAACAAGAAGAGGUUUGCCACAGGUCGUUACAUGGCAGACUGUUGAGUAGGCACACCGGCCUGGACCCCCAAGCACAACGGCUCUAUUGAAAGUUUUUAUUUUUCAAUAGUUUAGUCUUUUUUGUCAUAUUUAUGUAAAGGGAGGGUUAGAGGGGAGAGGUGCAAGCAAAUACAACAGGUUUUUGUGACACAUCCAGACAUUUUGUAAACAGUCUUAAUAUUAUGUCCCAAUGGACCCAUCUGUCCCCAGGAAGAGAUAAGAGAGCUUCUUACUGCAGUAAAGCAGCACUGAGUAUUGAACACUGUUUUUUUUUAAAUAAUACAAUUAAAAUAAACAUUGGGCUGUCAGGAAAUGUAAAGGUAUAGAUAUUGAGAAGUGUAAUGCUUUCUGAUUUAAUUCAGACUUUUAUAAAGUCAGAAUCGUAGUGUUUUGUUAUGUAUAGGUGACAAUGUAUGGCUUAUAUAUAAAUAUAUAUAUAUAUUAUAUCAACAACAACAAAAAAAAUGGGAAAAAAUUCUGCACUAACAAUCUUUCCGGACAUUUUAUUUUCUCCUUUGUAAAUGUUCUGUUUAUUCCACUGAAGCUCUUGAGUAACAAAGAUUUUGUGUAAAACAGUGAGAAGAGAAGAUGUGAGAAGAGGAGUGGAAAGGCCAAACUAUCUUCCCUCACCCCCCUCUCCUUCUCUUCUCCAGUCGAAAUACGGUCGCUGAUGAAAUACGGUCGCUGAGUAUUGUACUUUGCAAGACUUAACUCGAGAUCUCUUUUUACAGAUUUUUCUUUCUGGGCUCUUUCUAUUCUGAUUGUGUGCAAUGAAGAAAUUUAAGUAGAAGCUGUCUUAAACUAAACACCUUCUCUAAAACUGUCAUAGCACAAGCUUAAUUGGUUGUAUGUUGCUUCAGACAACCAUACAAAGUACAUUUUAAGUUCUCUCGUUCAAAGGCAAAAAAACAAUUUGUGUGCUGCACGUUUCGUCACAAUAUUGUUUUGAACAUUGGUUUUAGGACUGAUGCCCGACUGAUCAUUCCACUCAAUGCAUUGUCAAUUGGUGCUGAUGAAUAUUUAAUCAAAAGUGCAUUACAGUGGCUUGGAAAUAUAAUUACAUUACUAAAAGAAGGAAAAUAAUUAGUAGGAAAACCUUUUGUCAACAUUUUGAUCUUGCUAUAUUGACUUUCCAUAUUGACUAGAUGCAGUGUAAUGUUUGCUGGCUCAAAUUGAGAGGAAUCCAUCGGAUGGCUAACAUUAGCAUUGCUAGCUAUUUUUGACGAACUGUGCUAAGUAAUAACAACAUUUCCAUCUGCAUAAAGUACAUUUGACAACAUCAUAAUGAUGGCAAAGUUGUUUCUUACUAAAUAUUUGCCUACUUUAGAAAUGUCAUCGUAUUUCCAUGCCACUAUAGUGUAAUUUAGACAAAACAGUCAUUAGCCUACAUUCUACUUUUGGAUAUCAAUAUGGCUGUGACGUCUAGAACAUUGAUAACAAUGGCAAUGACACGGCCGAGUGACAGGCGCAACCCAUACUGAACUGACCUCAGUGCCUCUUCUUACUGUGGAUAAAUUCAUUGAGAAACGUGCCUUUCUUUUCUUUUCUUUCUGCCUUUUUGUAUGUUAAAAAACACGGCUAACAAAAAAGAAAGCACUAAUCUUGUGCCAGUUGUUGUUUUAUAAUAGUACUGUUUUUGACAUUGAAAGGAAAAUGCCUCCAGUUUCUACACCAGUCAAACCCAAAGGCAUCUGUCUUCCAGAAACCACUGAUCCAGUGGUUUCCAGUGAUCCAUCUCACUGUCUCAGUUCGCUCUUUGCUACGAUGUCAUCUUUGAAAGUCUUUUCUAUCUGGGGUAUUUUUCUUCUCUUUGAUCAGAGAGAGAUCUUUGUUCCCAAAAAGCCUUCUGUCCAUUUAAGAGCACUGGACAGCCUACUGACCUAGCUUCUUAAUCAAAAUGAGGCCAAAUCAAUUCUAGAAAUGCCUUAAGAAAAUAUACCUUGACGUCUGUUGAUGACGGUAAUAAUAUGCUACCCAGUUGGGAUAGGUUACAUACUAUAACUGCCAUGUUUGCCUGUGAGGAGAGAGACAGACAAAGGUUCUUGGUGCUGACUCGAUGUCAUACUGAGUGAUUCAUUCUUGCCUUAUAUACCAAGGGAGGACCAGUAUCUAGAUGGGCUACAUCUCCUAGAUGGAGGGAUAUGCAUGCACGUUAUGUAGCAGUUAGUUCUAUCAAUAUCACAAACAUGUUUUUGUAUGCCUUUUUCAUCCAAUGCCUCCUCCCCAAAACCAUUAUUUUGACAUAGGUAAAUGAUCAGUACUGUAAUGUCAUUACAAACAGUGAUAAUGGGCACAUCAGCAACACUGUGAUUGUGGACUAUUUUCUAAAGGCCCCUCUAGGCAUUGUAGGUUACUUCAAUACUAGAUUUGUACUGUUACUGUCCAUCCUGUAUGUGGCCAUCUGACCACUGUAUCCUUGUAGACAUCUGGUCUUUGGAACAGUUAGGGUUUGAUACUGUUAACGUUCUUGCUGCUUCUGAAAUGACAGCCUAUCCCCCACAGUAUAUAGUUCAAUUAUUUUGUUUAAUAGUAGUGCACUAUGGAAUAGUGUGCCAUUUCAGAGGCACUAUGAGUAGAUCUGGUUAAUCCUAGCCUUUCGCUAACUUGUAUAAAAAGAUGCCUUUCGUCACAUCGCAUCGCUUACUAGUUAAUAUGUAAUCCGCCUAUAGAGAUAGAUAGGACUCAUCUCCAUAUAUCCAUCUAGACUCCUCUAUCUAUCUCUAUGUAUCUCUGUAUCCAAAAUAUCCUCAAAAUGAAACUGUUCAGUACAACAACAAAAUAGUUAGUCCAUGUGGCCACAGAAUUUAAUAACUAUGAGAAAGAAGUAAUUAUUGUUUAACAAUGUUGAUGUUUAAAAUAUUAUUUGUUUUGUACACAGUACGAUUCGGUCAAGAUUUUGUUUUGUAAGGGCAUGGAUUCAUCUGAAUCACCACUGUUUUAUUGGAAAUUUUUAAAUUGUAUGUGCAAUUUUUUUUUAAGAUUAGAUUUGCAACCUUCAGUAGCAUUGUAGAGGCAGAUACUUACUUUAGUUGUAUGAUGGGUAAAAUAAUACACAAAAAAACUCUUUAUUUAAAUCUCUUCAAGAACACUAUAUGACACCAUACUGUCCCAACCAAAUGAUGUGAGGUUAUUCUGAAUGGAGUUUACUCAACUAAAGCAUUAUCAUGCAAAACAAAUGUAGUAGGUGAGAAAAGUUUAGAGAGGAACAACGUAUUUUUGUGGCGUUCUCCUUUAAACAGCACAGGCUACUCUCGAUUCACCCCUUUGAUCAGAGAAAUCCCACACAGAAACGGGAAUAUAUAUGCAACGUAUAUUUAGCAAGCUGGUUCUUGCUGUCUCUACAUAACACCCUGUGUUUUUUUCGGGGGGGGGCUUGUCAUUAUGGUAAUUCUUUGUAUGUAUGUCUGUCAAAAGGAUAGUUGAAAAAGCAAAAUUGUGUGUAUAUGAUUUCUCAUGAAAUGUACAUUUUUACAAAUAUCUCAGCCACUUUUUUCUGUUCUUCUCUUCAUGAUCGAUCUCAAUAUGCCUGUAUUAAAUGUGUAAUAUAUGAAUAUAUACAUGUGUAUAUAAAAAUGACUACUUAAAAUGG
Messenger RNA from Oncorhynchus gorbuscha (pink salmon), 6396 nucleotides. Its product is annotated as F-BAR domain only protein 2-like. The transcript is spliced from 28 exons. Bases 138 to 2813 code for a protein of 891 amino acids. Gene Ontology annotation, biological process: clathrin-dependent endocytosis; clathrin coat assembly; synaptic vesicle endocytosis. Gene Ontology annotation, cellular component: clathrin-coated vesicle; cytoplasm; clathrin-coated pit. The record is from RefSeq and is a predicted model, not a curated record. Lineage: Eukaryota; Metazoa; Chordata; Actinopteri; Salmoniformes; Salmonidae.